Molecule: messenger RNA, 979 nt
Organism: Pistacia vera
Lineage: Eukaryota; Viridiplantae; Streptophyta; Magnoliopsida; Sapindales; Anacardiaceae
Exons: 4
Coding region: 16-489 (157 amino acids)
Source: RefSeq, a predicted model, not a curated record
CUUCCUAAAGAAGAUAUGAAGAAGUCGAUAAAGCAAAGAAACCAGUCUCAACUCUCAUCCAUAGAAUCACGCCUGACGAUGACUAAACUUCAUGUUCCAGUUGCAGUGGGCGAACUCUGUGAAAUAUGUGGUGAUGGAGGUUUUGAAGAGUGUAAAGUGACGUGUGAUCAGUGCAAAGUUGCGUGCCAACAUAUGUAUUGCAUGCGCCACAACAGUUUGGUAGCUCCAGAAAUUUGGUUUUGUCAAGAAUGUUGCCUUAGCAAUCACUUAGUUGUGGAAUUGCCUAUUGAAAACAAGAAAAGUGUGGUAAUUGAGGAAGAACCAACUCUUCAAGCACUGUUUUCGCCUUCUUUAAUGACAGGCGGACAGCCAAGAGUCCAUUCAUGUACUUCUCGGCGAAAGGGCAAUACAAGGAAAAAGGGAAAGAAGCUUUCAGAUUUCAUUUGUUGUGUCAUUGUACAAGAAGAAAAGCCUCUUUUGGAAUUGUAGCUGCUCAUCACCGAAGUCACUACCGUUGAAGUUACUUCUGCUGCACCUUUGCAACCAGUUCCUCUUGUUGUGGCAUGAGAUGCCCACUGUACGCUAGUUGGCCCCAAAUAUGUGCAAGAUAUGUGAUUUCUCGUUAUUAGAACCAUUUACUGCUGUUCACUUUCUGGUGGACAUGUGAUGUCUACUUAAGUUGUUUAAAUUGUUUUAUGAGCAGGGUUGGAUCUUUAUCUAAUAUUAAGAUUCUCAUUUUUGAGUCAAAGAAGGCAACUUCAGUUAUUUCAUAUAUACCAAUGCAUAUUAAAUUUUGACUAUUUACUGGCUUAGUACAGUGAUUAUAUUUAAUUUCAGUUGUGAAGUUCAUGCAGGUUCUGAACAUGUUGGUGAAAGAAGCCAAGUAAUCCUCUUGUUGUACAGGAAGAAGCUAGAUUCCCCCAAACGAAGGCUAGGAAGACAGACAAAAGAGUGACUUUUGCACCUCAAUUUGUUAUCA